AUGAAUAUGAAACCGUUCAUAACGGGACAUGAAGAUCUUAUACAUGAUGUCAAAUAUGAUUUCUAUGGGAAGCAUAUAGCUACAGCAUCGUCCGACCAACAUCUUAAGGUAUUUGACUUGGACUCAGCUACCUCUACCUGGGUUCUCAAUGACCUGUGGAAGGCACAUGAUUCCCUGAUAGUUAAAGUAUCAUGGGCACAUCCAGAGUUUUGUGCGUCAAAAAUGUUUGCCUCAUGCUCAUAUGAUCGUACCGUGAAAAUCUGGCAAGAACAACCAGAUGAAUUACACGGGUCUGGUCGUAGAUGGAUAAAAUUGGCAACUCUUGCAAUUGAAUCUUACGGACCAAUUUAUGACGUUGCAUUUGCCCCGAACCAUCUCGGUUUGAAAUUGGGAUGUAUAGGUCUGGAUGGUAUCUUCCGCAUAUAUGAAUCUUUAGAACCAGCAGAUUUGAGUAAUUGGGCCCUCACAAGUGAAAUCCCCAUGUUACUGCUGCAAUUACCAGCAAAGAACUUACAGAGUAGUUUUGCCAUUGAAUGGUGUCCGUCAAAGUUUACCCAAACUGAAAAAUUCAUCGUGAUUGCCUUAGACCAAGGGUUUAUAUAUGCAUUGAAUUCAAGUGCAAAAAGCUCUCAAAAGGAUUCACAAAGUUCAACACUCAUCCCCAACGAUUUGGACAAUCGUAUCGAUAUCGAUGAACAAAAUGAUUCUAUUUCUACUGCUGCCACUGAUAACAAAUACGUCAAGAUAUGUAAUUUACCGGAACACAACGGAUUGAUUCGGUCAGUAAGCUGGGCCGCAUCGAUGGGUAGAAAUUAUCAAUUAAUUGCUACCGGCUGUAAGGAUGGAUAUGUUAGAAUAUUUAAGGCUACAGAAUCUGCAAAUGGUGAUUUGAAAAUUGAAACUAUAGCCUCUUUGAGUGACCACAAGCUGGAAGUGUGGCAAGUGAAUUGGAAUUUGACGGGUACAAUCCUCAGUUCAGCAGGAGAUGAUGGUAAAGUGAGGUUGUGGAAAUGUAAUUAUCUUAAUGAAUGGAAGUGUAUGAGUGUGAUAAACAGCAGUAAUAGAACAGAGAAUCGUUCUGAUGACAAGGACAAGGGACAACAAAAAUAA
[Candida] anglica is the source of this 1110-nucleotide messenger RNA. Lineage: Eukaryota; Fungi; Ascomycota; Pichiomycetes; Serinales; Debaryomycetaceae. The record is from the annotation of a GenBank genome assembly.